ACAUUAUCAUCAUCAUCUUCUUCUUCACCUCCUUAUCUUCCUCCACAUUCUCACUGGUUUCAACCUCCGAAUCUCUCCAUUGGAGAUUCUCCAAAGCUCGAGGCAUAUCCAGAUAUGCAUAUUAUGAUUCACGGCCUUCUUCUCCUCAUCGGUGGCGAGAAAGCUCAGGAAAACGACUGGGAAAAGGAGCGAUAAUAAUAAUAAUAUUUUUCUCUCAGAUUUCAAAAAAAAAGGUUUUAAAGAAGGGGAUAGAGAGAGAGAGAGAGAGACAGAGAACAAUGGCAGCGAAGCUUAUGAAGAAGGAGACGACGACGAAAUCCAUGGCGGAGCUACAACCGCCGGCCGCUGCUUCUGCCGCGGCGGCGGCGUGUGGUGGUGGUGGUGCUGACGUGGAGUUCGCGAGGUGCGAUUGCUGUGGACUGACGGAGGAGUGUACUCCGGCGUACAUUGCUCGGAUCAGAGAGAGGCACCAGGGCCGUUGGAUCUGCGGACUUUGUUCUGAGGCGGUCAAAUACGAGGUGUUCCGAUCUCAGAGAAGGAUUAGUACGGACGAAGCUAUGAAACGCCAUAUCAAAAUCUGCGAAGAGUUCAAAUCGUCGAGUCCUCCGACUAAUACCGGCGAAGACCUGAUUUCCGCCAUGAAACAUGUUCUCCGGCGAACUCUGGACUCGCCGAGAAGAGAAGGCGGCGGCGGCGGUGGUGGUUGUGGUCUCAUGAGGCCACUCGGUCGAUCCAAAAGUUGCUUCGCAACCAUUCCAGAUUCACAGAGAGACUAAAAAGAUGAAAAAAUAAAAAUGUUUUAGAUUUUAAAUUUUUUUUUUUUAUAUUAUUGGUUUGAAUUUAAAUUAACGAUGAUUUAUGAUUGAUGAAUGAUAGCUUAGGUAAAUAAUAUCAUGCUGGACUUCAAUCAAACUCUAUUAUUAUAUUAUAUGAAUAUUUAUGUGAAUGAUUGCUUCAAAUUA
Humulus lupulus (European hop) is the source of this 962-nucleotide messenger RNA. RefSeq lists its product as uncharacterized. The record is from RefSeq and is a predicted model, not a curated record. NCBI's taxonomy places the organism in Eukaryota, Viridiplantae, Streptophyta, Magnoliopsida, Rosales, Cannabaceae. The transcript has 2 exons. Bases 279 to 776 code for a protein of 165 amino acids.